Messenger RNA from Saccostrea cuccullata (small rock oyster), 4057 nucleotides. RefSeq names its product multiple epidermal growth factor-like domains protein 10. Lineage: Eukaryota; Metazoa; Mollusca; Bivalvia; Ostreida; Ostreidae. The transcript has 24 exons. The record is from RefSeq and is a predicted model, not a curated record. Gene Ontology annotation, molecular function: scavenger receptor activity. The coding region runs from base 2 to 3337 and encodes 1111 amino acids.
AAUGAUUCUCAUCAUUUUCUAUGCCAUCCUGUAUGCAACGUGUACUUGUGCAUAUCACAAUUUAGCAUUAUGGAAACCUGCCUGGCAGAAAAACGAUUUUUCACAAACUAGGCCAUGGGGAGCAGACAGGGCUGUUGAUGGGAAUUAUACUGACCGUGGAGUACUUGGCAAUCAGUGUACACAAUCAGCACUCUAUCAACAAACAGCAGAAUGGAGAGUGGAUCUAGAGAGUGUGGUCAGCAUUAGUUACAUCAACAUCUUCUAUAGGACGGAUAAUAAUCCUGGUUCGUACGCAUCUCGAUUCGCUGGAUUUUACCUUUAUGUCUCCAACACGACUUCAAAAGGGGACGGAAUACUGUGUUUCCAUGAAUUACAGACUGUAGACGGUACACCUCUAGAAGAUCAGAGGAUCAACUGCUCCGUGUAUGGACGAUAUGUUAUAUACUACAACGAACGUCUUAGCAGCGUGGUCUAUCCUCCUUACUAUUCUCAGUAUGCAUUUAGUGAACUUUGUGAAGUGGAGAUUUAUGGCUGUCCAAUUCCUGGAUAUUCUGGAGAAUACUGUAAUCAGACAUGUCCAGUGACGUGUCAGGAUCAGCAAUGUGACGCCGUCACUGGUGACUGUGUGAAAGGUUGUUUAUCAGGAUAUCAAGGAAUGCACUGCAGUUAUUUUAACUUAGCGUUAAGGAAACCUGCCUGGCAGCGUUAUGGUUGGCCAAAUAAGCUAGUAAUCUGGGGAGCAGAUAAGGCAGUGGAUGGAGAAUAUUCCAACCGUGCAGGCCCUGGAGAUCAGUGUACAAUAUCUGGCCCUGGUCAGCAAACAGCGGAAUGGAGGGUGGAUCUACAGAGAGUCGUCAGCAUUAGUCACAUUUACAUCUUUUAUAGGACUGACAAUGUUCCAAACCCUGGUGCAUUCUAUGACAGAUUUGCUGGAUUUUACGUUUACAUAUCGAACGAUACAAAUAAAGACAGUGGGCGUCUAUGUUUUCACGAAAUGCAACUAGUAAACGGAACACCAACAGAGAACCAGACAAUCAACUGUCCUUAUGACGGGCGAUACGUCAUAUACUACAACGAGCGGAAGCCGGGUGUGACGUAUCCAAGUUACUACUCUCAAUAUGCAUACAGUGAAUUGUGUGAAUUGGAGGUUUACGGGUGCCCUGAAUCUAAGUACUACGGCCAGUAUUGUGACCAAUUAUGUCCAGAAAAAUGUCUCGAGCAAAGGUGUAAUAUCUCUACAGGAUACUGUAUCGAGUGUAAUCCGGGUUAUAAAGGACAUCGAUGUAGUGAGAAAUGUGAUGGUAGAAUGUACGGACCUGCCUGCAGUCAGAGCUGUGGUCAUUGUCUUCAUAACACACAAUGUCAUCACAUCAACGGUAUCUGUUUAGGAGGUUGCUCCGCGGGAUACGAAGGACCUUUAUGUAAAAAACAAUGUGACGGUGGAAGGUUUGGCCUGAAAUGUAAUAACACCUGUGGACAUUGUCUUAAUGGUGCUUAUUGUAACCGCAUUAACGGAUCAUGUACAGAUGGGUGUUCUCCUGGAUAUAGGACACCCCUCUGUAUUAAUAAAUGUGAUGGCGGAAAGUUUGGCUUAAAAUGCAAUAAUACCUGUGGACAUUGUCUUAAUGGCAUGCCCUGUCACCACAUCAAUGGAUCAUGUUUAGGAGGGUGUUCUCCUGGAUACAAUGGAUCCUUCUGUAUCGACAAAUGUGAUGGAGGAUGGUAUGGGGCGUCCUGCAGUGAGGAAUGUGGUCAGUGUUUUAAUAAUACAAAGUGUCACCAUGUCAACGGUUCUUGUAGUGGAGGUUGCUCUGCUGGAUUUAAGACACCCCUCUGUAUAGACAAAUGUGACGGCAGGAUGUAUGGAGCUAACUGCUCUCAGAUCUGUGGUCACUGCUUAAAUUAUCAUCAGUGUCAUCAUAUCAACGGUACUUGUUUACAGGGAUGUUCUCCUGGAUACGAGGGUCCCAGCUGCAAAACCAAAUGUGAUGGUGGGAUGUAUGGUAUAAACUGCAAUGAAGCCUGUGGUCACUGCAUAAACAAUGAACAAUGUCAUUAUAUCAACGGUACUUGUUUACACGGGUGUUCUCCUGGAUACAAUGGACCGGGCUGUAAAAUAAAGUGUGAUGGAGAUAUGUAUGGAUACAACUGCAGCCAAAAGUGUGGAAAUUGUAUGAACGAUACACAGUGUAAUCACGUCAACGGUACGUGUCCAGAAGGGUGUGCUGUAGGAUUCAAAGGAUUGCUAUGUGAACAAGAAUGUGAGAGCAGGAUGUAUGGUGUUAACUGUACUCAGUCCUGUGGUCACUGCAUAAACAAUGAACAAUGUCAUCAUAUCAAUGGUACUUGUUUACAUGGGUGUUCUUCUGGAUACAAGGGACCGGGCUGUAAAACUAAAUGUGAUGGUGGAAUGUAUGGAAUUAACUGCAAUCAAGUCUGUGGUCACUGCCUAAAUUAUGAACAAUGCCAUCAUAUCAACGGUACUUGUUCAAAAGGAUGUUCUAAAGGAUACAAAGGAUAUCUCUGCAACUCUGUGUGUGACGGUGGUAUGUAUGGAAACCUCUGCAACCAAAGCUGUGGACAUUGUAUAAAAGAUAUCCAGUGUAACCACGUUAAUGGUUUAUGUUAUGAAGGGUGUUCUAUAGGAUUCAAGGGGUUGCUCUGCGACAAAGCAUGUGACGGUGGAAUGUAUGGAAUUAAUUGCAAUCAAAUAUGUGGUCACUGUAUGGAUGAUGAACAGUGCCAUCAUGUUAAAGGUACUUGUCCUCAAGGAUGUUCCAAAGGAUACAAGGGGUUCCUCUGCAAAGCUGAGUGUGAAGGUAGAGAGUAUGGUUAUAACUGCAAUCAAAGCUGUGGACAUUGUAUGAACAGUACCACGUGUAACCAUGUCAAUGGUACAUGUCCAGGAGGGUGUGCUUUAGGAUACGAAGGACAUCUUUGUACGAAUGUUUGUAGACGAUCGUACUGGGGAGUCAAUUGUAAAGAGACCUGUAGUUCAGAGUGUGUCAGCCAGACUUGUCAUCACGAGUCAGGACAUUGUCUAGCAUAUGCACAGGCACAGUCUUGUAACACAUGUAAAAAAGACUACACAGUGACUAUUACAAGUGUGGUUGUCUCCUUAUUAAUUGUGCUGAUGGGAAGCCUUCUUAAUUUUCUUAUCUGGAGGAAAAUGCAGCCGAAAGGGACGGUUAUGGAUACUGCAAAUGAGAAAGAGUAUUACAAUGAAUUCCCAGCUGUUGAUAUAGGAGAAAAACAAAGUGGACAUGAUGUGAAUACCUCCCCUUAUGCAGAACUAAGAGAACUCGACCAGCUAAACACUUAUGAUGAACUUCAUUAAUGUGCAAAAGAAGAUGACAGAAUUUAGAUGGACGCUUUGCUAUUGUUAACAUUUUAAUGUAGAACCCACUUUCCAUUUAAGCUUUAAUUAUAUAGACUUUUCUUGGUGUAAAAUGUCAGUACAUGUAUAUUUUUAUGAGAGGACAUCUUUCAAAUUUUUUCGUGAUGGACGUCGAAGGAAUUUGAUUUUUAUGUCUUUUUUUAUCCCUCUUCAUAUAUCUUUUCCACAAUCAGAUUUAUGCCGCAGAACAUGACGGUGAAAUAUGCUUAUGUACGCUACAAACUAUGUAAGAAAGUUUUUGAAAAUGGAGGGAUGGCACAAAUUUUGUCAGUCUCUGCAUUGAGUGCAGAACAAAAUAAAAGAUAAAGGUAAACACAAAUAAUAAUAUAACUUUGUUCCAAUGAUUUAUAACGAAGAUGUUUAACGUAAAGUUCUGCAGAAUGUUGAUUUCACUGAAUUUUAUUUCUUAAGGAAAAUACAAAUUUCAAUUCAAUAUUAAUCACCCCGAUUUGCGUACAAUUUUAAUGUAAAUAAGAGUAAGUUACCUGUUUUAACUUCCAGUUGCGUUGUGUUUUGUUGAGGGAAAUAUUCUUCUUAUAUGUUCUACAUCCGUGCAUGAUUUUACUUUGAUUUUUUUUUUUUUACUUUUUAUGAAAGCUACAUACUUCUAACAAACAAAUAUAAAUUUGAUAAAAUAACUUUUGUAUUCACAAUUUUUCA